This is a messenger RNA of Puma concolor (puma), 954 nucleotides long. It is a transcript of the gene AURKC, whose product is annotated as aurora kinase C. Gene Ontology annotation, molecular function: protein kinase activity; ATP binding. The record is from RefSeq and is a predicted model, not a curated record. NCBI's taxonomy places the organism in Eukaryota, Metazoa, Chordata, Mammalia, Carnivora, Felidae. Gene Ontology annotation, biological process: protein phosphorylation.
GAGCCACCCAAACGCUGCGAUGCAGUCGGGCAGCGUGCAGCCCGCAGAUGAAGAAGAGGAGCAGACCCGAGACCAGGGAACAGCUGCAGCAGGCCUCGUGGAGCUCGGCAUGCCCCCCGUGCGGCGCCUCAAGAUUGAGGACUUUGAAAUCGGGCGUCCUCUGGGCAAGGGAAAAUUUGGGAACGUGUACCUGGCUCGGCUCAAGGAAAGCCAUUUCCUUGUGGCCCUGAAAGUCAUCUUCAAGUCCCAGAUAGAAAAGGAAGGACUGGAGCACCAGCUGCGCCGGGAAAUUGAGAUCCAGGCGCAUCUACAGCACCCCAAUAUCCUACGCCUAUACAACUACUUCCAUGAUGCACGCCGGGUGUACCUGAUUCUGGAAUAUGCUCCAAGGGGUGAGCUCUACAAGGAGCUGCAAAAGAGCAACACGUUGGAUGAACAGCACACAGCCACGAUAAUGGAGGAAUUAGCAGAUGCUCUGACAUACUGCCAUGAGAAAAAGGUGAUUCACAGGGAUAUCAAGCCGGAGAAUCUGCUGCUGGGGUUCAGGGGUGAGGUGAAGAUUGCAGACUUUGGCUGGUCUGUGCACACCCCAUCUCUGAGGAGAAAGACCAUGUGUGGGACUCUGGACUACCUGCCCCCAGAAAUGAUAGAAAGGAGAACAUAUAAUGAGACGGUUGAUCUGUGGUGCAUUGGCGUGCUCUGCUAUGAGCUGCUGGUGGGGAAUCCACCCUUUGAGAGCCAUUCCCAUAAUGAGACGUACAGACGUAUCCUCAAGGUGGACAUCAGGUUUCCUCCGUCAAUACCUUUGGGGGCCCGGGACUUGAUCUCCAAGCUUCUCAGAUACCAGCCUUUGGAGCGGCUGCCUUUGUCACAGAUCCUGGAGCACCCCUGGGUCCGGGCCCACUCUCAGAGGGUGCUGCCUCCAUCUGUUCAGAUGAAUUCUUGAGCCCUGUC